Molecule: messenger RNA, 1932 nt
Organism: Acanthocheilonema viteae
Lineage: Eukaryota; Metazoa; Nematoda; Chromadorea; Rhabditida; Onchocercidae
Source: the annotation of a GenBank genome assembly
AUGGAGGUAUGGCGGGUCUUCAGUUCAGUUUAUUUCGUCGUAAGUGAAGCAUUGGUUGAGGCUGUUUGUGGAAGUAAGAAAAUGUUUGCUUCAUCGGAGAAUCAGAAUGAACGCAAGAACAACUUCCAAAAAAUUAAGGAUCAACUCGAAAGUAUCAAAAUGAUUCUACGAUGUGGCAUAUGUUGUUCAACUUUACGUGAUCCAAUCAUGACCACUUGUAAUCAUGCCUUCUGCAGAAGUUGUGCAAGCUGUCCAUUGCUAUCAUCUUUGCUUGGGAAGUAUUUACCGCUGGCCAAGGCAUUCAAAAAAGAUAUUUUGGCUACUGAUUUUGCGAAAGAAAAUGACUUUAUCGAAAGUCAGAUUCCAGUAACGCAAGCGGUAUCAUCGCCGUUUCAGCUUCCUCCAAAUGAGUCGCGAAAGUUGCUAAGAAAAGAAUCGAAAGGUGUGAAGCGUCGUAUCACCCAUUCGCAAAACAAACCGGUGAAAAUGCAACGGAUUGAUGGGACAGAUUAUUCAAAUUUGACAACAGGAAUUGCCAUGAAUAUCUCUCCGGGAACAUCAUCAAUUGAGCAUACUUCUUGCGGCACUGAAGCAAUGCAUGAUCAGAAGAUUCAGAAGGACAGUACUGCAGACAGGUCAAAUGUUUUGGCACAAAUAGAAUCAGUUGUUAAUUCUGUGUUUGAAGAAAAUGAAAAUCAAUCCCGGAUUGAAGUACUUAUCAAAUGUAUGCCAUGGAUACCUGGCUUUCUACAUUUGAAUCGAGAAGAAUUGAUCAAUGCAAUGUCUGGCACAAAUGCCGAAAAAGAACGUCAUGAUGAUAACAGUCCUUCGAAAAAUGGUAUUGAUUUGGUUCUCGAAAGCGACGAAGAAAUGGAAGUAGUUCCAAUAAACACUUUUUGUGCAAUUAAUUGUCAUAGCGAUGUGCAUCAGAGUAAAGAUCGUAAUAUUGAACAAAGCACUGUUUCAUUUCUAAAGGAUAAACAAUAUUAUAAAGAAGAUAAUGAAGUGUGUUAUUCAAUAAUGGUAUCAGGAGCAUCGAAACUUAGUGACCAGUCCUUGCUACGUAAAUUCUUGGAUAAUUUCUCUUCUUUCAAGCUUUCUACAUCAGUGAAUCGAAAGUGUACAUAUCUGGUUAUUUUCAAUACCGACGGUUUAGUUUGUGAAUUCUGGACAGUGAAAUUGAUUUACGCAUUGGUUAAUCACUGUACGAUUGUGUCGUAUUCGUGGUUAGAGAACUGUCUCAACCAAAAAAGUAUUUUACCCACAGAUGAUUUCGAAGUUUUAUUGAAAAUAAAUGAAACUGCGGUGAGCAUAACUGUUCAACGUGCCCUUACUGAUCCGAGCACUUUAUUCGAUGGGUAUAUAUUUUAUGUCCCUCAAACCUUCUUUACUACCCAACUGAUAACAAGAGGUAUCCAUUUAUAUGAUGAUCUUGAAAUAGAUGUUUUUUUGGAGAUCGUUGAAUUGAGCGGUGGGAAAACUGUGUCACAUGUUUGGGAGCUUCCCUCCGAACGCAGUUAUAUCAUAUUUGCCCCAGAUUGCUUCAAUCGAGAUGCUGCUCGAAGAUUUGAAUUGGAUAUGAAAAAAGAAGUAUUAAAAGCGGACUGGAUUUUUGCAUCAAUUGGUCAGCAUCGCAUUCUAGACAGAGGGCCUUAUCGCCUUGUUCAUUCGAUCAGUUUGGGAGAUGGAUGGAUUAUUCAGUUAGUAUUUGAAGGAGUGCAUGCGCGUAUAAAAUACGGAAAGGGUGUAGAAACAACUUUUGGCUUCACUGAAGUCGUCAGCAUUUCUGACCUGAUUUGUAAAAUUUAUGAAGGCCCCCUUCCUUAUCCUACUUUGCUGACUUGUGCAAGGCAGAAGCUUGGCGCUCAUGGGAUUCUGCAUGUGCAGCAGCAGCAAGCAGCAGCAGGCGCACAGUUUGGGGAGUUACAGUAA